UCAACAAACUGGUCUCUCUCUCUCUCUCCCUUCAUCUCUCUCUCGUUCUCUUUCUCGCUCUCUGUCUGUCUGUCUGUUUCAGUCUUUCCUUCUCUCUGUUCGCUCUCUCUUAUUCCUUGGUCUGUCCCAGAGGCCCGACCACAUAAUGACAGGCCUACAGGUCCCUGCCCAACGCGCCCUCUCACUGUCACCACCCUCCACAGGGGCAUAAAAGCCCCACACAGGAGCCAUGACACACUAGGAGACGCCAUCUAAGCAGAGGUCACAGAAUUAGCCAGCUUCUUUUCAACAAAUCAAGGACAUUCAGGACCAGACAACAAGAAUUGAAGAAGCCAAAAGAAUGGACAACCACACAUACAACUACCCGUCCGACUGCACCCCUCUCACCAGCUGCAAGUCGGCCCGCAAGCCGGCGGGCUCCACUGUGGUGAAUAUGGGCACGGCAGGCAAGAAGCCACCCAGUGACUACCUAGUCUGGUCCCUGUGCAACACCCUGUAUGUCAACUUCUGCUGUCUGGGAUUCAUGGCUCUUAUCUACUCAAUUAAGGCCAGGGACCAGAAGACCCAGGGGAACUUGCAGCUGGCCCAGGAGUGCUCGGACAAGGCCAAGUGGUACAACAUCCUGGCGGCAGGCUGGAACCUGCUGGUGCCUCUGUUGGUGGUGGUGCUGCUGGUGCUGCUGCUGGUUCACCUGGGCACCUCACAGGGCUCCUUCGACUUCUUUGGAGAGGACGGCUUCCAGAGCUUCAUGAAACUCUUCAGCAGCGUACAUUGAAGGCUGGUUAGUGGACAGAAGAUAUCGAAGAACAGAAUGAUAGAUGUAGAGAAUUAAAGGAGAAGAUGGUGGAUGGAGACUGGUGGAUGCUUCCCUAAAAGCCACCAACAACCACCUGACAACGGACUAAUGACCUAUUUACAUCAUGGGUCACUUUUUUUCCUUUAUAAAUAUUAUCAAGACGUUAACUAAUUGUUGUUCUAAUAUAUUAUUAUUGCUGUUAUUUUUUAUUGGUAGCUGUAUUGUUCGCUAAAGGCUAGUAUCAUUGUCACUGCAUUGGAUCUUAAAAAUUUCUAGACCCCUUUGUGAAAAACAAAUGUGAGAAAGUAAAAUAAAAAAUGUCACAACUACAGAA
Salvelinus fontinalis (brook trout) is the source of this 1130-nucleotide messenger RNA. RefSeq names its product interferon induced transmembrane protein 5 (gene ifitm5). Lineage: Eukaryota; Metazoa; Chordata; Actinopteri; Salmoniformes; Salmonidae. The coding region runs from base 341 to 775 and encodes 144 amino acids. Gene Ontology annotation, cellular component: plasma membrane. The transcript has 3 exons. The record is from RefSeq and is a predicted model, not a curated record.